This is a messenger RNA of Vigna umbellata (rice bean), 1724 nucleotides long. Its product is annotated as putative serine protease EDA2. The record is from RefSeq and is a predicted model, not a curated record. Gene Ontology annotation, biological process: proteolysis. Gene Ontology annotation, molecular function: serine-type exopeptidase activity; dipeptidyl-peptidase activity. Lineage: Eukaryota; Viridiplantae; Streptophyta; Magnoliopsida; Fabales; Fabaceae. Gene Ontology annotation, cellular component: vacuole.
AUAUUUUAAUAUUUGAGGUUGCAAGACUCUACACAUCAUUCCAUUUUCACAAGGAAACACAAACUGAAGCGCGAGGAAGCAGAGUAUCAUGGCCAUGAGACGGAAAGAUUGGGUGAUUGCGACAGCGUUAACGUUGUUGCUGUUUGUUUCUUUUCCGGCGUUCAGUUACGGACUUGUUCCUCCUCGUACGCUGCUCAAUAAGUUGUCGGAGGGCAAAUAUCUCACCAAUCAGGAGCACUGGUUCGACCAAACCCUCGAUCACUUCUCUCCCUAUGAUCACCGGCAAUUCCGGCAGCGUUACUAUGAGUUCCUAGACUAUUUCCGGAUCCCCGAUGGACCAAUUUUUUUGUUAAUCGGUGGCGAAGGCACAUCCAAUGGCAUAGCGAAUGACUAUCUAGCUGUACUGGCAAAGAAGUUUGGCGCAGCUUUGGUUUCUCUGGAACAUCGCUACUACGGAAAGAGUUCUCCGUUUAGUUCUUUGGAGACAGAAAAUUUGAAAUAUCUUUCAUCCAAGCAGGCACUCUCUGAUUUGGCCACUUUUCGCCAGUAUUAUCAGGAGUCCUUAAAUGCCAAGCUUAAUAGAACAAAAAUUGAAAACCCCUGGUUCAUUUUUGGUGGCUCAUAUUCUGGAGCACUCAGUGCAUGGUUCCGUCUUAAAUUUCCCCAUUUAACUUGUGGAAGUCUGGCAAGUUCAGCAGUUGUUCUUGCUGUUUAUAACUUCACAGAAUUUGAUCAGCAGAUUGGUGAGUCAGCAGGUCCUGAAUGUAAAGCAGUGCUGCAAGAGAUUACUCAACUCGUUGAACAAAAGCUUGCAAGCAGUGGAAGCAAAGUGAAGGCCACUUUUGAUGCAGAAGAUCUUGAAAUAGAUGGAGACUUUUUUUAUUAUUUGGCUGAUGCUGCUGCUAUAGCAUUUCAAUAUGGAAAUCCAGAUAAAGUAUGCGAGCCUAUAGUUAAAGCUAAGAAGGCUGGAGAGGACUUGGUGGAUGCUUAUGCCAAAUAUGUUAAAGAGUACUACUCUGGAACUUUUGGUGUUAGUGUACAGAGUUAUGAUCAGAAGUACUUGAAAAGAACUGAUAUUAAUAAAGACAGUUCAUCUCGAUUAUGGUGGUUUCAAGUUUGCACUGAAGUUGCAUACUUUCAGGUGGCUCCCUCAAAUGAUAGUAUUCGCUCCUCAAAAGUUGACGCAAAAUACCACUUGGACCUUUGCGAAAAUGUCUUUGGAAAGGGUACCUUUCCUGACGUUGAUGCAACUAACUUAUACUACGGUGGCACAAAAAUUGCUGGUUCCAAAAUAAUAUUUACAAACGGCUCACAAGACCCUUGGCGCCAUGCGUCCAAACAAACUUCAUCUCCUGAUAUGCCCUCCUACGUUGUUUCAUGUUCUAACUGUGGCCACUGUUCUGAUUAUCGAGGAUGUCCUCAAGUUCCUUUCGCCAUUGAAGGUAGUGAGAAAAACUGCACCUCUCCUGACGCAGUUCACAAAGUAAGGCAAAAGAUUUCAGAAAAUAUGGACUUGUGGUUAUCUGAGUGCGUGGACACAGGCAGAAGUUUUAUAUGAUUAUUUACAUACACCAAUUGCACGGUGCACUAUAACUUUACUUUUGGAAUUUCUUUCCUUUAAAAAGAUAAUAUUUACACCCUUCAAUAUUUUGUUAAAUGACUUUGUAUAAAAUGACCAAAUAUAAAGCAAAAUAUAUGUAUGCACUGUUAUGUUUAUGUAUUUA